AUGGCUGGCGCCGCCCCUCCUCCCGCUGCUGCCGACCGACGCACGCUCCCCGCCCGCGCCCGCGUCGGGCUCCCCCGCUCCCCGCGGCCGCCGCUGGGCGCUGCCCGGCUGCCUGUGAGCCGCCCGGAGCUCGGCCGUGGGGCUGCCUUUCCCGGAGGCGCCGACAGCCUGCCUCUGCCCGCAGCGGCCGGCUCGGUUUACAGCCCAGGCGGAGGUCAGCGUGAUGCCGCUGCUCCAAUCCGGGCGGGCAGCGCGCUGCUAUUCGCCGAGGCGGAGGCGGUGAGGCGUCCGGCCCCAGCCUCCGCCCCUCCCGGGCCCCGCCGCCGCCCGAGGUCUCCCGGAGAGAGAUGGGCCAUUAGUGACUUGAUGACAAAGGCCGGAUCCGACAGGGACUCAGAGCAGCCUCCACCUCUGGAGGCGGAUUUCUCCAUUCACAUGCAGUUGCACAAGAGUCCCCUACUAAAUUUCUGGCUGCUUCACCUCUUGUUCUGAAGGAGACCCUCAUCUGUGCCUCAGCACCCCUGCUCAUUGCUGGCAAGCCUGGCGGUGGGGGGGGGGGCUUUGGCCCCCACACCCAAUGGACUCUGACUCGUCUUGCAAAAUUGAAAACUUCCCAGUGAAAUAAAACCCGACAAAAUGAGAUUCCAGGCUCUGAUAC
This is a messenger RNA of Mustela lutreola (European mink), 658 nucleotides long. Its product is annotated as splicing factor 3A subunit 2-like. The record is from RefSeq and is a predicted model, not a curated record. NCBI's taxonomy places the organism in Eukaryota, Metazoa, Chordata, Mammalia, Carnivora, Mustelidae. The coding region runs from base 1 to 492 and encodes 163 amino acids. The transcript is spliced from 3 exons.